CUGUCUUGGUUUUGAGAAGUGUUCCGUGUUUACGGGAUUUGCAGAUGAUAAUCGUCAUAUGAGCGCAUCGAAGCGGAACUGGAGCGGAUCGGGCUGUGUGCGCAGACAGACGGACUGCGGUCUGUCCGGGUCCGUCCGGACCGCGGCGGCUCUCUGAACCAUGGACAACAAAAACCCAAACCCAGAGGUGUUCCUGUGAUGCUCGGGAGUGAGGAGGAGAGCAGCUGAGGAGGACAUGGGUUGCACCUCUGCCAAGCAGGUGUCUGCUGUAGCCAACAGUGAGGACGGCCAGAGCAAAGCUUACAGCAACGGAGACGUGCACUGUGAUGAGUACAAGAUGAAAGCGGUGGAGACCGUCAAGUACAUCAGCGGAGAAGGAGGAGGUGUGGACAAGCAAGACAACACAGAGAACUGUGCUGUACUUGAUAAAGGUCAACACAUGGAUGAAACGGGGUCAAAUGGAAAUGGCAAGAUCCUGAGCAUCCACUCGUCUGAGAGCCAGCAGGAAUUCUUCAGGAUGCUGGAUGAGAAAAUUGAAAAGGGCCGUGACUACUGCUCAGAGGAGGACGACAUGACAUAACACUGUGGGCAAGUCACUACCACAAGCUGUCAUUCCAGGGUGACCGAUGAACCGUGCUAUGUGACACCAUGCCAGACUGGGUGGAUGGUCUUCAUUUGACUGUUUACUGCACUACAUACCUGCGAAGAAUGGAUGACUUGAGUUGCUCGUUCUGCCCACAGCUCAGUUCCUGCUUGUCAGAUCACCUCCCCAGUAAAACUCCCACCAAAAUCCAAAAACAUUGAAUGGUUUACGAGCUUCUGUGGUCCCCUAAAAGCUUCACUUUAUGAAUCGCACAUGAAUAUUUUGUUGGGAAUCCAUUUGGAUAAACCCUGAACGAUCAGCAGAUACAGGAGUGCUCCUGUGGACACAGAAUCUGCGAAGUUCUGAUGAUCCCAUCCCUGACCUAAGGAGUUGGAGACUUCCUGCAUUCCAGUGAACAGUAUGAACUUCUUUUUUUUACGGACCGUUGGCCAGUACCGUGUUCGUCCGUCCAUGUCUGUUUAUGGUUUAUCACGUUGAAUACGGCUCAGGGUUGAAGUGUUGUAAUCACUGUAUCAUGCCGUCCAUGUUGUAAAGACACCUGCUGCACCAUUAAAGCGUCUCCCGUGCACUGGCACAGCAGCAAGUUCCCAAUGCCCCACGCUUCACUGUUCUGUUCGUUAGAUUCACCCGACGUAUCGGACUCCACAAAGCCACACAAGUCUGUCAUCUUAAUGUGUGUAGGUUUUUAUUGCUACAAAAAUAAAGUGUUUUAUGUACCACAAC
Molecule: messenger RNA, 1327 nt
Organism: Thalassophryne amazonica
Lineage: Eukaryota; Metazoa; Chordata; Actinopteri; Batrachoidiformes; Batrachoididae
Exons: 6
Coding region: 236-580 (114 amino acids)
Source: RefSeq, a predicted model, not a curated record